CUGCCGGGCCCGGCCUCAACUCCCUCCCCCUCCCUUCCUUGCCGGCAGUUCCAGUCGCCGCCCGUUCCGCUUCCGCCUCCGCCUCCUCCUCGGCGCCCAGGGCCGCUCCGGGCGACCGGGCCGCGCCGGUUUUUUUGAAUGGUACAAGUUUUUGUAAACGUUUGUGAUAAUCCGGGAAGCCAGAAGAGGAGAGAUGGCGUCUGCAAAACUGAAAAUGAGCAAGAACAAGGACGAUGCUCCUCACGAGCUGGAGAGCCAGUUCAUCCUGCGAUUGCCUCCGGAAUACGCGUCCACGGUCAGGAGAGCAGUCCAGUCUGGAAGCGUCAGCCUGAAGGACCGGCUGACCAUCGAGUUGCAUGCCGAUGGGCGCCAUGGGAUCGUGCGGGUCGAUCGUGCCCCACUAGCCGCCAAGCUGGUGGACUUGCCUUGCAUCACAGAGAGCUUGAAAACCAUUGACAAGAAAACCUUCUACAAGACGGCAGAUAUUUGCCAGAUGCUUGUGUGUACCGUGGACGGUGAACUCUACCCUGCCCCGGAAGAGCCAGCUGUGAGUGCUGACCCCAAAGCCAACAAGAAGCUCACUGACCCCAAAGCCAGCAAGAAGAAGGACAAGGACAGAGAGAAGAAGUUCGUCUGGAAUCACGGCAUCACUCUCCCACUGAAGAAUGUGAGGAAGAGGCGCUUCCGAAAGACGGCCAAAAAGAAGGCCCAGUACAUUGAGUCUCCAGAUGUGGAGAAGGAGGUGAAACGUCUGCUGAGCACAGAUGCCGAAGCGGUCAGUGUCCGCUGGGAAGUCAUCGCCGAAGACGAAACCAAAGAAGCCGAGAACCACGGUUCACUCACAGGCCUGGACAUUUCUUCUCCUGGGAUGUCUGGACACAAGCAAGGCCACGGCUCGGAGCACGACGAACUCCGGGAAAUAUUUGACGAGAUCAGCAGCAGCAGCAGCAGCGACGAGGACGAGCGGGAUCACCAUGACAACGAAGACCUGAACAUCAUGGAUACGGAGGAAGACCUGGAGCGGAGGCUGCAGGGCAAGCUGGGUGAAUCGGACGGGCAGCCGCCGGAGAACGAAGGGGCCAGCCAGAUAGCCAUGGGGAUCCAGAAGCAGAUCGACAACCUGCAAGGCAAGCUGCAGGAGACCCAGGAGCGCCGGAAGCGCCAGGAAGACCUCAUCAUGAAAGUGGAGAACCUGGCCCUCAAGACCCGUCUCCAAGCUGUGCUGGAUGAGUUCAAACAGCAGGAAGAGCGAGAAAAGCAGCAGCUGGCCUCUCUCCAAGAGCAGUUGGAGGCCCUUAUGGAAAAGUGAGGCCCGGCUUGAACUCCCAAGUCGCACGGAUACGAUGUCAACCGGACCGUCUUUAGAACCCGCCUUUCCAGCUGUGGACCCGAAACGGCCAGCAUCGCCGGACUGGGACUCUGGGGCUGGCAGACAAACUCCUAUCAGUUUAGGGAUGCCCCCCGCCGGCCUUGUUCCAAGAAUGGAUGUUUUGCAGAUGGGCAAACUGGACCUGCCUACAAAAAAAUAACCCCAGAGGGUUGAAAGGCCAAGUCCCCUGGAGGGAGAGCCACCGGGGUGUGUGUGUGUGUGUGUGUGUGUGUGUGUGUGUGUAUGUGUGUGUGUGUGUGAGAGAGAGAGAGAGAGUGUGACUGAAAAGGGAAGACGUCUCUGCAGCCGUUGAGUCCCCCAACAAAGCCCCGCAUGCUUUUGCUUGCUGCUGAGUCAGCCGGGAAUCCUGUCGUUUUGGGGUCCAUUUCUGCUCAUGUCAGAGUUUUUGCCAGAGGAGCGACUCUAAAGAACCGCCUGCAGGCUACUCCUUUAGCUAUUGCUUUGGAGAAGGAAGAGGAAGCCGUCCCACCCUAACCUCCUUUCACACACCAGUGCUAUCUGCAGGGACUUGGUCUCCUUGCCUGGGAGAAGUUUUCUUGUGGAAGAAAAAUAAAGUUGUCUGCCUGCGGA
Messenger RNA from Hemicordylus capensis (graceful crag lizard), 1960 nucleotides. RefSeq names its product TATA-box binding protein associated factor 7 like (gene TAF7L). The coding region runs from base 194 to 1309 and encodes 371 amino acids. Gene Ontology annotation, molecular function: RNA polymerase II general transcription initiation factor activity. Lineage: Eukaryota; Metazoa; Chordata; Lepidosauria; Squamata; Cordylidae. The record is from RefSeq and is a predicted model, not a curated record. Gene Ontology annotation, cellular component: transcription factor TFIID complex. Gene Ontology annotation, biological process: RNA polymerase II preinitiation complex assembly; transcription initiation at RNA polymerase II promoter. The transcript has 13 exons.